AUGCAUACCCGCUUAAAGGAAUUUAUCAUAAAAGUGCUUUCCCACAAAUUUCUUCAAAUCAUCAUUCAUCGCUAUGAAGAUUUAAUAGCUCCAGUACGUGAAACCCGUGCAACCAAUCACGCUUAUUAAUACUGUUAUUAUACAGUUCCUUAUAAGGUUACAUGUUAAUAGAUAUAAUUGAUUAUUUUUAUUGAAUACCCAAGGUUAUUCAUUUCUCUUCCCAUUUAGGUCGACGUCUUUACGCUGGACGGAGUGCCCUCUGUCGGAGAAGUCGAGAAACUCCGAAUAUGGCACGAUAAUACCGGAUUAGAUCCCUCGUGGAAACUUCGUAGUGUUUCGGUACAAGAUCGUAGCACCGGUGAAGUGUAUUUGUUCAACUGCUAUUCUCUGUUGAGUAAAGAUGAAGGCUCUACCCUGGAUGAUAUUAAGUGCACUGGCAAAGCUGAACCCAGAG
Messenger RNA from Paramuricea clavata, 454 nucleotides. Lineage: Eukaryota; Metazoa; Cnidaria; Anthozoa; Malacalcyonacea; Plexauridae. The record is from the annotation of a GenBank genome assembly.